AUGACCACCAUUGACGAGAAAGAGAUGUCAGGAACGCAACAUGUCCACAGCGUCGACGAUGAUCUCCAAAAGGGACCAGCUGUCAAGGAAGCAGCAGUGCAUUCUGUUGCACUUACGGAAGCCAUCGAAGCUCAGAAGCCCAGACUUUUGAGUCGGUCUAUGAUUCAGCUGUAUGCUAUCAUGGGCAUCGGUUAUCUGGUCUCGACGAUGAAUGGCUUCGACAGUUCUCUGAUGGGCUCGAUCAACGCCAUGAAGAGCUAUCAAGAGACGUUCGGACUAAACGGCGCUGGUAGCACCACUGGAAUCAUCUUCAUCAUCUAUAACUGCGGGCAGAUUGCCGCCUUCCCAUUCUGUGGCUUCCUGGCAGAUGGCUAUGGUCGCCGGGUCUGCAUUUUCGUGGGAUGCCUUCUGGUUUUGGUCGGGACUGCGGUGCAGACAACUGCUCACACCAUGGGCCAGUUCAUCGGUGGUCGUUUCCUUCUAGGCUUUGGAGCCAGUAUCGCAUCGGCUGCUGGACCUGCGUAUACCGUCGAGCUGGCUCAUCCGGCAUAUCGAGGCACAAUGGCAGGGUUCUAUAACAACUUCUGGUGGCUGGGUAAUAUCUUGGCAGGCUGGACCACAUAUGGCACAGAGCUUCAUUUCCCUGACUCCUCUUGGUCUUGGAGGACCCCCACGCUGGUUCAAUGUGGUAUGCCAUCAGUAGUCAUGGCAUUGAUCAUGUUCUUCCCAGAAUCUCCCCGAUGGCUGCUGAUGAAGGAUCGACGAGAAGACGCCAUAAAGGUCCUAGCAAAGUACCAUGGCGAUAACGACCCCAAUGCCCCCAUCGUCCAACUGCAGCUCCACGAGAUCAGCGAGGACAUGGCAGUCACACGAAACGACAACCCCUGGUGGGAUUUCAGAGAACUGGCCAACACCCGCCAAGCACGUUACAGAUUGUACAUGGUCAUCGCCAUGGCAUUCUUCGGACAGUGGUCCGGCAACAACGUGGUCAACUACUUCAUGCCGCAGAUGGUGGCAAACGCCGGAAUCCACGACACAUCGAAACAACUCCUCAUCAACGCCAUCAAUCCUAUCUUCAGCAUGCUUGGCGCUAUGUACGGAGCUACUCUGUUAGACCGUCUCGGAAGAAGAGUGAUGCUUCUCGCCGGUCUCGCCGGUGGCCUCGUCUCCUACGUCCUCCUCACCGCCUUCACAGCCGCAUCCGAAACCAAAUCGAAUCUAGCCUACGGCACGAUCGUCUCCAUCUACCUCUUCGGCAUCUGCUUCGCCUGGGGCUGGACACCACUCCAGACUCUAUACGCCGUCGAAUGUCUCGAGAACCGAACACGCGCCAAGGGCAGUGGUCUCAACUUCUUGUUCUUGAAUGUCGCCAUGGUGGUCAAUACGUACGGCAUCUCGGUUGGCAUCGCGACAAUUGGAUGGAAGCUGUAUUUGGUGUAUAUUGGCUGGAUUUGCGUGGAGUUGGUUAUUGUUUACUUUUUUUUCGUGGAGACGGCGGGUAAGACGUUGGAGGAGUUGAAGGAGAUUUUUGAGGCGAGGAAUCCGAGGAAGGCGUCGACCAGGAAGGUUAUGGUGGAGAUGGAUGAUGCUGGGAGGGUGGUGCAUGUUGAGUAG
This is a messenger RNA of Fulvia fulva, 1614 nucleotides long. RefSeq names its product Lactose permease. Gene Ontology annotation, biological process: carbohydrate transport; transmembrane transport. The transcript has 2 exons. Gene Ontology annotation, molecular function: carbohydrate:proton symporter activity. NCBI's taxonomy places the organism in Eukaryota, Fungi, Ascomycota, Dothideomycetes, Mycosphaerellales, Mycosphaerellaceae. The record is from RefSeq and is a predicted model, not a curated record. Bases 1 to 1614 code for a protein of 537 amino acids. Gene Ontology annotation, cellular component: membrane.